Thalassophryne amazonica is the source of this 2605-nucleotide messenger RNA. It is a transcript of the gene irx6a, whose product is annotated as iroquois homeobox 6a. The transcript is spliced from 7 exons. The record is from RefSeq and is a predicted model, not a curated record. Gene Ontology annotation, molecular function: DNA-binding transcription factor activity, RNA polymerase II-specific; RNA polymerase II cis-regulatory region sequence-specific DNA binding. Gene Ontology annotation, cellular component: nucleus. Lineage: Eukaryota; Metazoa; Chordata; Actinopteri; Batrachoidiformes; Batrachoididae. Gene Ontology annotation, biological process: regulation of transcription by RNA polymerase II; neuron differentiation; cell development. Bases 444 to 1976 code for a protein of 510 amino acids.
UCUAUUCCAAAGCGCACCUUAAGAAAAUGCCUGUGUCUGACGUGAUUGGCAAAGACAUUAUUCUAUCCUUGGUACCCUGCCGUUCCGGGAUUACAGUGACGUCACGCUGAUAUCCUUGCAUGGAUGAAUGCUAAAGAACUAUAGAGCCACAAAUAAUAGCACAAGCAGAGUCCAUAUCUUGCAAGUCUUACGUUAUCCUUUAAGCCUCCUUCAGCUACCACAACAACUUUUUUCCGCUUAAUGAUGCUUAAUUUCAUUUCUCACCAGCUCCUUUGGGGGGAUUAUUCAUUCAUAUAAAACAAUCUGCAGCUGGUGCCAUCCUAAAGUCUCCCUCCUAUGACUGAAGUCAUCUAUUAUUGAGCGAAAGGCCGUGCGUGGAAAUGUGUGGAAGACGGUGGAUUUGAAGUAGAAUUGCAAUCGAUCAAGGGUGAAGAUUAUUGCUGAUGGUAACAAAAGAAGCAGCUAUGUCUUUCUCGCAGUUUGGAUACCCUUACAAUGCAACUUCACAGUUUUUCGUGUCGGCAAACCCCAGUACGACUUGCUGCGAUUCGAUUUCCAGGUCGGUCUCUGACGGGACAGGCGGCUCUCAGAGCGCCGCAGCCGCCGCCGCCGCCGCUGCCGCAGCCGCCGCAUCCUUCUGCUGCCCGUCCUACGAGAACCGGCUCCUGGCGAGCAGCCGCACGGACCUGAACGCAGCGCUGGGGAUGUACAGUUCUCCGUACGCAGCAGCGGCCACCGCCAGCCAGAACUACGCCAACUAUUUCCCCUACGGCUCUGACACAUCCGCGAUCUACUCCACUCUGAAUCCACAGUAUGAAAUUAAGGACAGCGCAGGAACGUUACACUCUGGCAUCACUCAAACUGCAAGUUAUUAUCCAUAUGAUCAUUCGUUGGGACAGUAUCAAUAUGACAGAUACAGCGCAGUCGACUUUAACAGCACAGCAAGACGAAAAAAUGCAACUCGUGAAACUACCAGCACUCUGAAAACAUGGCUGUACGAGCACCGCAAAAACCCCUAUCCUACAAAGGGAGAGAAGAUCAUGUUGGCCAUCAUCACCAAAAUGACACUCACUCAAGUGUCCACCUGGUUCGCCAACGCCAGGAGGAGGCUAAAGAAGGAGAACAAAAUGACCUGGUCACCAAAGAAUAAGGCCAACGAUGAGAAGAAGGAAGAUCUUAAGAGUGAUCCAGACUGCAUCACCAAAGAUUCCAGUGAUUGCAAAGAGGAGAAGGAUUUGAAUCUGAGUGAUCUGGAUGACAUAGAGGAGGACGACAAGCUAGACAGCGACUGUGAAAAGGUGCCUCCAGACGAGCACGGCCUCCACAGGCUCAUGACAAUAUCGGGAGCAUCUCAGAAGAGAGACGGCAGCUCAGAGCUGCACCUGAGUUUAACCAACACCUUCCACACUUUCCCCUGUGCCAUCAAGAGCAUGUCCGGCCUCCAUCCUCUCCCGUCUGACUUCUUGGAUCCUGUGGUGUCCAAGGUGUCGCCCUCGGCUAUCCCCACAGGAACAGUGACUUUGUCAGAAUUUGAACAGUCAGAAAAGCCACGGAUUUGGUCCCUGGCUCGUACGGCAGCUUCUGGGGUCAUACUGAGCCCUCACCACAGCUCUGAGCUGAGGACAGGCAACUCGACUGGAGACUGCCAGCUCCAGAGUGCCGGGCUAUCCGGCACUUUUUCUGGACAGAGUGUGAGCAUGAGGGGGCUCCAAGAAUCUAACAACGUCACCAUUGCUGAGAACUCCUUCCCCGAGGGCCCUCACUUGCACUCAAAAAUCUAUGGCUCUGGCAGCUACAGUCACAAGGGCCUCCAGCUGCACUGCUCCUCCUACGCUGCGCUCUCAGACACAUGCCAGUACGCCGCGAUUGAAGGAUUCAGCAGAAAAGUGGAGACGCAGUCAUCAGAUGUCAGUGAAGCCUGUGGCGCCGUGCAGGAUGACAAGGUCACCACGUUUAGAGCGGUGAUGAAAAGGUGAAGCAGAUUGCUGGAAGCUGUAUCCCAAUAAUACCAAUAAUGAAUAAAAGGUGACAUUUAUUUAUGCACUGAAGGACUCACUGGCCUCGAUAAGACACGUGGAAGCUCCGUGGCGCGUUGCUGCAGUGAGAGCAGCAAUUCAAACUGUGGACUUGGCUUGUCUUGUUUUUUGCACAAUUAUGGUUUUUAUGAUAUAAAGGACUUUAUGCAAAAAAAAAAAUAAAAAAAAAUCUACAUGCAAAGUUUCGAGAAUGGCCAAAUAAUUGAGAGGAAAAAAGAAAGAAGAACCGGCUGCAUUUGUGGGUGGCAUUUGUGCAGUGUUGAAAACGUAUUUAUUUGUGUAUUUAUUAUUUUGCUAUGUCCUCUGUUGGUUAUUUAAUGUGUUUAAUUUAACGGUUUGUCUCUCCUCCUUUGUUGUAUGUUUGAUUGUGGUUUGGUGUCGUUUUGCGUGUCGGAUGUUGAGGAUGUCGCGCGCGCAUCUGGACAUGUGUUCAAAUGUAACCUGAUGAUGUGUUCUGGGUUCAUUUUUAUUAUUAAUAAUAAUAAUAAUAAUAAUACAUUUUUCCUAUGUUCAAGAGCUUCAAUCGUCUGUGUCGUGCUUAUUGUUGGAGUUAAACAUCUGAUUUGAUU